Molecule: messenger RNA, 2467 nt
Organism: Acinonyx jubatus (cheetah)
Lineage: Eukaryota; Metazoa; Chordata; Mammalia; Carnivora; Felidae
Gene: SNX12
Product: sorting nexin 12
Exons: 5
Coding region: 125-607 (160 amino acids)
Biological process (GO): endocytic recycling; late endosome to Golgi transport
Cellular component (GO): retromer complex; early endosome membrane
Molecular function (GO): phosphatidylinositol-3-phosphate binding
Source: RefSeq, a predicted model, not a curated record
CGUGCGCGGCGCCGCUGUCUGUGGGUUGGCUGGUUAUUUUGCAAGCGGGAGGGGCUGUGCGCGCUCCUGCCUCCCGCCUCUGUCCCCCACCCCCUUCCCCGGUCCCAGUCUCUCCUUCGGAAAGAUGUCGGACACGGCAGUGGCUGACACUCGGCGCCUUAACUCGAAGCCGCAGGACCUGACCGACGCUUAUGGGCCUCCAAGUAACUUCCUCGAGAUCGACAUCUUUAAUCCACAGACGGUGGGCGUGGGCCGCGCGCGCUUCACCACCUAUGAGGUUCGCAUGCGGACAAACCUACCUAUCUUCAAGCUGAAGGAGUCCUGUGUACGGCGGCGCUAUAGUGACUUUGAGUGGCUUAAAAAUGAGCUGGAGCGAGAUAGUAAGAUUGUAGUACCACCACUGCCUGGGAAAGCCUUGAAGCGUCAGCUCCCUUUUCGAGGAGAUGAAGGGAUAUUUGAGGAGUCCUUCAUUGAAGAAAGGAGGCAGGGCCUCGAACAGUUUAUUAACAAAAUUGCUGGGCACCCACUGGCUCAGAAUGAACGCUGCCUACACAUGUUCCUGCAGGAGGAGGCAAUUGACAGGAACUACGUCCCUGGGAAGCACUGAAGCAGCUCAACCUUAUACUGGGACCUGGGCGACAGAGGCUAACCAAAAAUUUUAAACAUAGUAGCUAGACCCAAAAGAAGUCUAAAUCUUCACAUUCUGGAGAUGACUUAUCUACUACCCUUUGACCCAUUCUUUGACAUGAGGAGUUGAGCUGGUAAAGGAUGGAAGAGGUGAGCGGCCUUCAAACUGCGCUGGAGUUUUUGUUUGAUGAGACAUCCUAGCUGAGACAGUUCUAUCUUCAAAUAUAUGCUGUCAUAAUUUAAGUAAAAUUACUUUUUACUGUGGAAAUGCAGACCAACUGCUCACUGAAAUGGAUAUUUCUUCAUAUCCUGAAGACUUUUGAGUCACCUCUGGUCUUCUCUUCUUAGACACAAUAACAGUUCUAAUUUUUCCUCACUUGGCUCGUUUUUUACCCUUUUAACUUUAUUAUUCUGAAAUCUCUCCAAGGUCCUUAUAUGUCCCUAAGUCAUAGAGUCUAAAACUGGACACCACUUUAAUUAUAGCCUGAAGGUUAGGUGGUUGUUAGUCCAUUUAUACAUCGUAGUAUUCAAGUUUACUUUUAAAAUAUAAAUACUUUGUGACUAAUUUAGCUUGUGGUUCUCUGCCACUCCCUUCCCGACCAUCCACCACCCUUCAUUCCUCUUAUCUUUUGUUUUGCUUUGCUUUUACAAAAAGAAAUAAUUGUUCUUAUUUUUAUUUUCUCUUGCCUGUCUGCCUGCCUAUCUAUCUAUCUAUCUAUCUAUCUAUCUAUCUAUCUAUCUAUCUAUCUAUCUAUGCUUUUGAGAACAGAAAGCUCAUUCCUUACAAAACAAAUUGGAUAAUUAUUAACAUUACACGGAAUAAAGGAUUUUUUAAUUCACAGCAGGUUUUUGUUAAAUAGGUGUUUCCUGCAGUGGUUUUAAGUGUUUGUAUAUAGAUCAUCAACUACCUGAUACAGAGAAACUGAAUGUACAGGAUUAAGAGGUACUGCCAAUUGAAGAGCAAUCAGAAAUUAGAUAAAACAGUUCUUAAGUGAACAGUGAAAUACAUUUAGAGUCACAGAAAUUUAUACAUUACUUUUCAGGAAAAUGUUAUUUUACCCAUAAUGUUUUUUAUCCAAAUACAGUCAACUUUUGAUAAUCUGUGCCAAUGGAGAGCUUUUUAUUUUGUUAUGCAUAAGACUUUAAAAUAUUUCCUAAUAUGUCAUCAGAAGGAGACUCAGGAAGAUCUGAGAAGUAGAAAAGGAAUAGUAGGCCCGGAAUAGAAACCUGGGUCCUGGAGCCAGCUAUGUUAGUUAGCUGGCUAUAUAGCACCUACAGGCAGAUUGCUUCACCCAUCUGGACCUGUUUUCUCAACUGUAAACUGAGGGCAUUUGACUGAAUGGUUUCUGAGGUAUCCUAAAUCUCGAUUUUUUUAUGAUUUCCAACUCUUGCCCUAAGGAACUGAGUAAACCCUGGAGGUGAUGCUACCAAACAGGCGGAAGCAAAGUUUUUCCCAUUUGAUGGGGUUUGCUGUAGUGUAGUUUUCUCUCCCAGAAAUGAAUGACCCUUCACUUACCCUGAUUAGAGUUUGUUUGCCCACAUCCUGUAGUAUCAAGUCAUGAGUAGUACCACAUUGAAACUCGGUGUUGAUUUACAGUUGCCCUAAUUUUAUCCUAGGUCUUCUAGUUGAAAUUUUUUAUGUAUUUGUUUUUUAAAGAUUUUAUUUUUAAGUAAUUUCUAUACCCAGUGUGGGGCUUGAACAACCCGGGCUUUACAACCUAGACAGGGGUCGCAUGCUCUACCCGACUAAGCAGCCAGGCACCCCUAAAUUGAAAUUUUUAAAUGAAAUAGUCACCUCAUUCCUGUAUGGAAUUACUCUUAUUUAAAAUGUAGAAAUUGU